CGAAAGGAGUGACGCAGCCUGCUUCCACUUCCACUGGGACAUGAAUCGAAUCAUUCAUAAAGGAACAAUCAACACUCGCCUACUCUGACACGUGCUUUGACUUAUACGCACUUCAUCUCGUCUUCAACAACCACCGCACUACACACGAUCGCCAGUGCUCAGCGUCAGAACCCCGUACCGAGCUCGACAUACUUAGCGCUGUCCCGUUUCCCGCACUGCAGACGUCCCAUCGACCGGUAAUUUCGGUUCGACCCGCAACUACAACCAACGAGCUGAGGGUCCAAGUCUCUCACUUCCUGACGCCUCCCGAUUGACUUCAACUCUCACAUAACCAACAAAAUACGCCAUGCCACCUCCACCACCUCCUCCCCCUCCGCCGCCUCCGGGUAUGGGGGGACCUCCGCCGCCGCCGCCCCCUCCCCCCGGAGCACUUCCAGGCCGACCACCUGCCGGUCUUCCUAAUAGGGGUGCUUUGCUCACAGAUAUCACCAAGGGAAGGGCGCUCAAGAAAGCAGUAACCAAUGAUCGAUCGGCACCCAUCAUCGACGCAAAAUCGGGCAGCGGACCAGGUCCAUCUCCAUUAGGGGGGGCUCCUCCUAUUCCCGGCCUGCCCAAGGCUCCCGGAGGUCUUGCGCCUCCAGUACCCGGAAACCGUGCCCGUAGCAACAGCGAUUUAGCCGACCGGAAUCAAGGAGGAUCAACGGGCAUGGAGGCUGCGCCGCAGCUCGGAGGCCUUUUCGCUGGAGGCAUGCCAAAGCUACGGAAGACGGGUGGUGGUGUAGAUACGGGCGCCAACCGGGAUUCAUCAUAUCUUUCCGACCCGGAGUCGACAUCUAGAUCAGCCCCAAAGCCACCAACGGUCUCGGCCCCCCGCCCGCCUCCCGGCGCAGCCCCGGCGAUUCCUGGACGACCAUCAGCUCCUACUUUCCACCCCUCAAUGGCCAACCUCAGGAAGACUGCGAGUUCGGCAUCGUCAAAGCCGCCUCCGCCGCCAGUUGGCAAGAAACCGCCCCCCCCUCCGGGCUCCCGCAAGCCUUCUGCGGCUAUCCACUCUUCGGCACCUCCUUCAGCUCCACCUCCACCACCCAUGUCCGCACCUCCCCCGCCCUCAUUUGGCGCUCCGGCACUUCCUCCGGCUCCUCCCCCGCCGCCUCCCUCAGCGGCCCCGCGACCACCACCGGCUCCAUCACGUUCGCAGCCUCUUCCUCCACCACCUCCGCCGUCCUCGUCAACCAGCAACCUCUCCCAGAACAUUGCCGUCCAAGCCGCCAUCCGCGCCGCGAGCAGCGUCUCACCAGCAGCACCCCCUCCGCCACCUCCGCCCAGCGCUCCUCCUCGCUCUCCUCAUUCGGCUCCCGCACCUCCUCCUCCACCGCCGCCAUCCUCGGCACCAGCUCCUCCUUCGCUUUCCCACUCGCCCUCGACGAGAUCGGCACGAUCAGGCUCCGUCAUCAAGUCUAUGCUUGAUCCUAGCAACUUCAUCCUUACACCGAACGGUACAGGCGGAAACAAGUCCCCAAGUCCGGUGCAUUCCGGUGGCGGCAGUACGAGGUACAUCGUUCAGGAUCCAAGGUGGAAGUUUGUGAGCGAGGAUACGUUCCCGAAGCCUAGGGAGUUCAUUGGCGGGCCGAGAAAGUAUCGCGCGGGCAGGGGAAGCAGUGUGCCGUUGGAUUUGAGCGCCUUGUAGGACCGGCACUUGGAGAAGAAAUGGGAUACUUAGAUGAGAUUGGGUUGGGUAUGGAUGGUUGUUGAGGGACUAAGCGAGUAGUAAGUGACAAUGCGUAGGACGGGAGUUGAAAAAAGGAGGGACGUCAAAGUUGACUUCAUCGCAAGGCGGUCAAGUUUCUUUUCAUUGCGCAGAUGCUACUUAUCAGUUUUGUCGUGGCAUCGACUUGCACAGACACUAGUUUGCAUCCUUUUUCUACCUUCUUGCAUAUAGUAUAAUAUAUUAUACAUGCUAGCCUCAUGGGCGGCAAAUAGACUUGGAUAACAA
Molecule: messenger RNA, 1993 nt
Organism: Neurospora tetraspora
Lineage: Eukaryota; Fungi; Ascomycota; Sordariomycetes; Sordariales; Sordariaceae
Product: WASP-interacting protein-like protein vrp1p
Exons: 2
Coding region: 347-1687 (446 amino acids)
Molecular function (GO): actin binding
Source: RefSeq, a predicted model, not a curated record